This is a messenger RNA of Rosa chinensis, 568 nucleotides long. RefSeq lists its product as uncharacterized. Bases 94 to 492 code for a protein of 132 amino acids. The transcript has 2 exons. NCBI's taxonomy places the organism in Eukaryota, Viridiplantae, Streptophyta, Magnoliopsida, Rosales, Rosaceae. The record is from RefSeq and is a predicted model, not a curated record.
CUCAUCUUCUUUAUUGCGUAAUGUUUGUUAUUGGGUGAUCGUUGUGUUUAUCAUCUUACAACAACAUUGAAGGAUCACUGUGGUCUGUGUAACAUGGACCCUGUUUUGAGCUUGCAGUGGGAAUAUAAGAAAACCAAAGAGAAAAUGAGGUUUGUUGCGACAGCUUUUGUGGCGAUUCUGUUUGGCUUCUUUCUAGGAGUGUCAUUUCCAACCAUUUCGUUAACUAAGAUGAAUUUCCCACCCAGCCAUUUUUCUUCCAUUGAUAUUUCAUACAUAGAGGAGAAGUACUCGGGGUUCUCAACCCAAGCACUGGUGAAUGCCUGGUCUUCUUUGAAGAGCAACAGAGAUAUCUCUGUAAAAUACAUCCCUAAUGAUGCAAAGGUAUGGUCUGAUGCAAGCCUUGUACUCUGCUAUGUUAUUACCUUUCUAGUUCUCAUGGUAAUACUGAGCAGAUUGGUUGUUACUGAAGAGGAUUGUGGUAGUUCUUUGUAACACAGUUUCCUUGUACUGUUUCGUAGGACAAAGUACCUACAAUUGUAUUGUGAGAAAUAUAUAAAUAAUUAGUACA